Messenger RNA from Penicillium olsonii, 1539 nucleotides. Lineage: Eukaryota; Fungi; Ascomycota; Eurotiomycetes; Eurotiales; Aspergillaceae. The record is from the annotation of a GenBank genome assembly.
AUGGAGGAAGUGGAUGAGAGAGAAAGAGAGCGAGAGACACGGGAAAGAACGACGGGGCCUGCGGAGAGCGAUAACGAUAAGAUUAUACUCUGUCACGUGCGAAGCAGUUCGUGCGGCCCCGGUCAUUUUUGUUUUUGUUCCGCAAGCUUUUAUCGUCCGGUGCAUUUGCUUCUCGAUACCCGACGUGGUACAAGCUGUGAUAUAAGGCUCUGCUCAAUUUCAAGGUCAACUCAAGACUCUCCCCACUACAAUUGGCUUCGAGAGCCGAGCACCGAGUGCCCGCAUUCUCCCGGCCUCGGAUUCUCGAUCUGCUGUCGACUGGCCGACGAAUUCCUCUCCUCCCACCCCGAAUCCGAAUCCCUGACUAUAAUCUUCACAACGCGAAGCGCCCGCAAAGCUCAAGAUACCAUCCGCGGCCUCAAGGCUCAUCUGAGCGAAACCGCCCCGGCCAGCGCAGCCCGCGUUCAUUUCGAGCCUGAGAGCGUCGACCUUGGAGACCUUGUUUCUGUGCGCGCCCUUUCCAGAAGACUCGUCCACUCCCUCCCCAGACUCGACGCCAUUGUCCUAAAUGCCGGAAUAGGCGGUUGGUCCGGCAUCAGCUGGCCCAAGGCUAUCUGGGGCGUCUGCACCGAUCUCGUUCACCAGGUUACUUGGCCCUCUUACAAGCUUGCACCAGUGGGCGUGUUGACGGCGAAACAAACAAAGACCGAAGAGGAGCCUGCGCUCGGAUCGAUUUUCUGCGCUAAUGUCUUCGGUCACUAUAUGCUAGCGCACAAUGUGACUCCACUGCUUAAGCGCGCUCAUAUCAAUGGGCCUGGCCGUGUGGUCUGGGUAUCCAGUAUUGAAGGGACUUACAAGUUCUUUAAGAUUGAUGAUAUCCAGGGCUUGCGCACGGAUGCUCCUUACGAAUCUUCCAAGGCUCUGACUGAUAUUCUCGCCUUGACUUCUAAUCUCCCCAGUACGGCACCCUGGUCCGUGGAAAGCUUCUUGGAGUCCGAAACCGAACUCAACACCCAUGCCAUACACACCGACGCCCCUACUGCUUCCCCGCGCUCAUAUCUCUCGCAUCCUGGUAUUUGCGCGACCUCUAUCGUUCCUUUGAUUCUUCCAUUGGCCUGGGCAAUGAUUGCUUCAUUCUGGGUCGCGCGCAUCCUAGGAUCACCCUGGCAUCCUCUUUCCACGUACCUCGGUGCCUGUGCGCCUGUGUUCCUUGCAUUAGCGCCCCAGGCCAUGCUGGAGGCUGCAGAGGAGCCUUAUCACCAGGCUGGUGGGGGACGGGCGAAAUGGGGCUCGUCUUGCACCCGGUCCGGUGUCGAGAGUCCGGCUUCUACUGAGGUGGACGGAUGGGGACACGGUGGUGUGGUUGGAACGCCUGUGGUUGAAGCUGAUCGGCUUCGCCGUCGCAAGCGGGGCGCGGAAUAUCUGACGCGGGAGAAGAAGGAAGAUUUUGAAGAGCUUGGGCGUCAAUGCUGGAAGCAGAUGGAGGAGCUGAGGGUGCAAUGGGAUGAGAUCUUGGACCAAGCCGAGGCUCGAUCUUGA